Messenger RNA from Rana temporaria (common frog), 1084 nucleotides. RefSeq names its product succinate dehydrogenase complex assembly factor 2 (gene SDHAF2). Lineage: Eukaryota; Metazoa; Chordata; Amphibia; Anura; Ranidae. The record is from RefSeq and is a predicted model, not a curated record. The coding region runs from base 81 to 539 and encodes 152 amino acids. Gene Ontology annotation, biological process: protein-FAD linkage; mitochondrial electron transport, succinate to ubiquinone; tricarboxylic acid cycle. Gene Ontology annotation, cellular component: mitochondrion. The transcript is spliced from 4 exons.
CCCCGCUGAAGCCUGUACCCCCAAACUUCCGGUCACGAGAGCGGCGACGGGAAGUGACGUCAGGACGUGCGCCGCUCGAGAUGUUGUCCCUGGUCAGAUGCAGGAGUUCUCUUCUGUCUGCCUUCAUCAGACGUCAAGGACCAAGGUUCCUGACAACAGGUGACACGGGAGGACGCGAUUCAGAGAUCCAACUGCCGGUUUGGAAGGAACGCACUGGAGAAACAACCGAGAUUAAAAGAGCAAGACUUUUAUAUGAGAGUCGUAAGAGAGGCAUGCUGGAGAACUGUAUUCUGCUCAGUCUUUUUGCCAAAAAGUAUCUGGGCACCAUGACAGACACUCAGCUGUCACAAUACGAUCGGAUAAUUAAUGAGCCUAGCAAUGACUGGGAUAUAUACUACUGGGUCACAGGAGCUCAAGAAACCCCCGAGGAGUUCAACAAUGAGAUCAUGCAUCUGCUUCAGGAAUAUGCCAAGAAUCGGGAAAUGGAGCAACGUCUCAGGCAGCCAGACCUGGAUUAUCUCUUCAAAGAGUCUCAGUGACUUACACUAAAUUCUGUAUCAGUUCUCACUGAACUGGCUGUCCCUAUAAAGGACUGUCAUCUGAUACAAGCUCCUGUUGGUCAUACAUGAACAGACCUUUCAGCAGUUACAGCGCACAGUCUGAGUGUUCCAUGCAGCUGCACAGUUCUGUUACCCAACAGAGAAUAUUCCCCAUCUAACUAUAAGCUCAAACAAUGGACAUUUUCCAGUAUUUAUAACAUUACACCCAACAUUAAAGAGGUAGUAAACCACAGCAUUAAAAAAAAAAAUCUAUCUGCAAGGCAAUUACAUAAUGUGCUAGUAUGCAUCACAUACUAGCACAUUAUGACAUACCUACUUUAGAAGGAAGCCCUCCAGCGGUGCGCUGUCACUGCUGACAGGGCUUCCAUCUUCACCCGGUCUUCCUUCAGAGUUUGCAGGCUUUGGCACUUUGAACGGCUGAGCCGCGAUAACGUCACUCCCACACAUGUGCGCAGGAGUCACGGCCACGGCACAGCACUCUGAAGGAAUGGCACGGGUGCCGAUGACAUCACAGGCUGCCAAAA